AUGAGGCUCCUAGAACAAAUAACAAUGAAUAUCGCAAUACAAGAAGCCCUAAAAUGCACUACCUGCAAAUUCGAUCCACCGAACCCAACCUCCGGUGGAGACCAUGGCUCGGAGAUAGAUGACCUAGACGAAGACGUUUCAUUUGCUACUGAAAGACGCGCCUGGCGUGAGGAAUCUCCUCUAGGGACAGUAGUCGCAGCCGGCAUGGAGGAAGAAUCCCUCCUCACAGCACCCACACCAGCCUUUACGUCCGGAUACGAGCGAUUAAUGACGCCCUCUCAGAUUGAGCUCUACGAGGAACGCAUAGAUCGAUUCAUCUCCCAAGAUCCUAACAGGGAUAAGGAGCUCGCUCGGUAUCAUGUUGACUAUCACAUCCACGUGCAUUACAUGUCUCACCGGGGAAUGUUGAGUCUUUGCCGCGACAGCGAUGACCGGGAUGAACUGAAGAAAUGGAUGUGGGGGUUGAGGAAGUACGAAGAGAUCGAGCGCUUGGCAGGGAAUUCGGAGUUGCAAAUACCGGACUUCAGCAUACCGGAGAAAGUACCGUGGCCUGAGGACUGCGAGUUGAUGGAACACGAAGAGAGUUUGUGGAGAAAGUGGGAACCGAGUCGACAGAGGCAGGUGCAGAGAUCGAAGUUCAAGUGGAGGAAGAUCAUGAAGGAACGUGAAAAGCAGAGACAGUUCCAGUUCGUACAGCUACGUCUGGCGCACCAGAAAUGCAAGGUGCAAAAGGUGAACAUCUACUGGGGGCGGGGAAUACUGCGAGAGGUGACACUGGACUCGCCGUGGUGA
Messenger RNA from Aspergillus pseudotamarii, 792 nucleotides. RefSeq lists its product as uncharacterized. The coding region runs from base 1 to 792 and encodes 263 amino acids. The record is from RefSeq and is a predicted model, not a curated record. The transcript has 2 exons. NCBI's taxonomy places the organism in Eukaryota, Fungi, Ascomycota, Eurotiomycetes, Eurotiales, Aspergillaceae.